Molecule: messenger RNA, 899 nt
Organism: Etheostoma spectabile (orangethroat darter)
Lineage: Eukaryota; Metazoa; Chordata; Actinopteri; Perciformes; Percidae
Product: nuclear transcription factor Y subunit beta
Exons: 7
Coding region: 29-643 (204 amino acids)
Biological process (GO): regulation of transcription by RNA polymerase II
Cellular component (GO): CCAAT-binding factor complex; nucleus
Molecular function (GO): DNA-binding transcription activator activity, RNA polymerase II-specific; protein heterodimerization activity; RNA polymerase II cis-regulatory region sequence-specific DNA binding
Source: RefSeq, a predicted model, not a curated record
GGUAACCCGAUGUGGGUUUGUUUUGCAGAUGGACGGAGACAGCUCGACCACGGACGCCUCCCAGCUGGGCAUCGCCGGAGAGUACAUGGCCUCCGGUCACUACGUGCUCCAGUCCCAGGAUGACGACUGCGACGAGAGCCUGAACGACCACGACGACGGCGGCAUCAAGGAGAACUUCAGGGAGCAGGACAUCUACCUCCCCAUCGCCAACGUGGCCCGCAUCAUGAAGAACGCCGUCCCCCAGACCGGGAAGAUCGCGAAGGACGCCAAGGAGUGCGUGCAGGAGUGCGUGAGCGAGUUCAUCAGCUUCAUCACGUCGGAGGCGAGCGAGCGCUGCCACCAGGAGAAGAGGAAGACCAUCAACGGGGAGGACAUCCUGUUCGCCAUGUCCACGCUGGGCUUCGACAUGUACGUGGAGCCGCUGAAGCUUUACCUGCAGAAGUUCAGAGAGGCCAUGAAGGGCGAGAAGGGGAUCCCCGGGGUGUCGGUGGGAGACGGCCUGGGAGACGAGCUCACGGACGACGGCUUCGCCAACCCCCUGCCAGCCGGGAUCAUCACAGCCGACGGGCAGCAGCAGAACGUCAUGGUGUACACCACCUCCUAUCAACAGAUCCCCACCGUGCAGCAGAUCCAGUUCUCAUGACGAGGCCUGACCCCCCCAGUCGGGACCCAGCGGCUCCUCCACCAGGCGCCCGUCGUCGGGGUGACCCUCUGACCCCCCCCACCCUGCCACGGGGUAGAGGGGUAGAGGGGGGGGGUCUGCAGGUCUGCAGAAACCCCCUCAUGUACAGAGAAACCACCACCCGUUCAGUAGAAAGUCUAGUUCCUAGUUGUGCGGUACCGAGAUGUUUCGGGGGUGCGUUCCAAACCAGUUGUGUUAAUGUGUUUGCUUUUAUGGG